Molecule: messenger RNA, 2004 nt
Organism: Gordionus sp. m RMFG-2023
Lineage: Eukaryota; Metazoa; Nematomorpha; Gordioida; Chordodea; Parachordodidae
Product: protein asteroid homolog 1-like
Exons: 2
Coding region: 1-2004 (667 amino acids)
Source: RefSeq, a predicted model, not a curated record
AUGGCUAUCUCUGAUUUCGUGCCAUUUGUGAUUCCCAUGCUACAUUCUUCCCGGCUGAAGGCUGGGCUCUGGCAACGCCCGAAUGGUUGUUCUGAUCCUUAUAAUCAUAAAACAGAAACUAGACUUCAAAGGCAAAAAGUAAGAUUGCAAAAAUCUUUAAAACCUCUACAUGGCAACACAUUUAUAUUACCAAUUCUUUGUGAAGUUAUAUUUAUUGAAAUUUUGAAGGAACUUAAUAUACCUCAUUAUCAAUGCCUUUUUGAAGCUGAUAAGGAAAUUGCUGAACUUGCUAAUUAUUGGAAUUGUGCAGUUUUGAGUGAGGAUAGUGAUUUUUAUAUUUAUCCACUGACUCAUGGCUAUAUUCCACUUUCAAGUAUAAGCUUUAUUAAAUAUUGGUAUCAAGAUAUCCUUAAUGAAAAUUUAGUUUUCUACCCCUUUAAAGCAAACAUAUUUCGUCAAAAAUUGUUAUUAUCUGAAUACCCAGGAUUAAAAUUAGAGUUAUUACCAUUAUUGGCUGCCAUAAAUGGAAAUGACUAUUCUCAUGAUGAUUAUACAUCAUUUUUGGAAAAUAUUGGUUUUAAUUACAAACUAAAUGACAAAAGGUAUCAAUCACGUAUUAAAUGUGUACUGUUAUGGUUAUCAAACUUUAAAACUAUUGAUUCAGCUCUAGAAAACGUUUUAUCUCAUUUCGAACUUAAUCUUAAAAUUAAAAGUCAAAUUUGUACUUCAAUUGAAAUAUAUCAUUUAUCAAAUGAAAGUUUAGUGUCUUGUUUCUUUUCACAUAAAGCUAUAACUAUUAUUAAAUGUGAAUAUCCAGAUGUAUUCAAAUAUAAUUGUUUACAAAAAUUUUAUCACAUGAAUGAUAAUAUUCAAUAUAAUUGUACCAAUUGUCAUGUCUUAAAUCCAGAGUUUAUCAAGUUAGUGAAGGAAAGGCUGUUUGAUCAAAAUGAUAUAAAUUUUGGAUCUAAUUCUCAUAAAGUUUUGUUAUACCUUCAAAAUGAAUUUCAUGAAGUGAAUUAUAAUUACCAAUUAUUGAAUCUAUUAUUUAAAAGGACCUUACAUCUAUCUACUCAAGUUGAAAACUAUCAUGAUGAAUCAUCAUAUAAUAUAAGUCAAGAUAUCCGUAAACUUGUAUAUAUAAUUUUUUUGGGGAAAAUUUUACAGCCUUCAACUAAUGCCAAGAGCAAUUUGAGCUUAUCAAUAUACGAGUAUAAAAGAAAGUUGGGGAAUAUGUUUUUUGAUGAUAUAGAAGUAAAACCAUAUGGGAAUUUCCUCAACUCUUCUGCACCAAUAAAUAACCAAAUGACUUUACCAGAAGAUCUGUUUACCUUUAUUAUUUUUAAAUCUUUCGGAAUAGACCAUGAUGCAUUUAAUAUCAUAUCCCAAGAUUUCAAAUUAUUUCUGAUCAGUUUAAAAUAUUUUCAUGCCACAUCUUGUCAAAAAUAUGAUCCUACCAAUACAUCGGCUGCCCCCUUCAACUUAGAAUGUCAUACAUUUCCUAGCUCCUCACAUAUCUUUAUAACCAUAGCCUUGAUAUUAAUGUUAUUACCCCCUCUUCUUAAAAGUACUCAGUGUUUAACCCGUUAUUCUAAGGAAGAAAUCAAAAAUUUUCAUGAGCAACAGGCAAAAUUUAUGUCCAAGUAUAAACAAAUUCAUAAAUUCACAAUAAAUUCUCAACGCUGCAAAAGCAUGGAUAUGGAGUUAAUUCAUGGUAUAGCCCAAUGGCAAACGUGCCUUUAUGCAUUAUAUUUACUCAAUCAAAUAUCCAAUUUUGCAUUUAAUUCUCACUCAACUUUGAUACCAUUUUUAGCAUUUAUAAAUUCUUCCCAGAUUUAUAAUUUAGCAAAACAAUUUAAAAAUUUGAACUAUACAAAUAAAAAUUUGCUGAAUGAUGAUCGAAAUGUUCCUAAUCCUGUUUUAGGGUUUCUAAGGACAGAAUUGUUCAAGGCCGACAAUGAGAUAUAUAAAUUUUUUACGAAUCUUUUACGAUGUAUAGUUAUUUAG